AUGCCUGGGGUACUAUCGAAAUCUGAUGAUGGUGGGGGCCCCCCAGGGGCCCCCCAGGGGCCCCAGGGGGCCCCCCAAGGGGCCCCCCAGGGGCCCAUAUCUUCUCCUUUUCCUUCGCUUAUGUCUCCAAAGGAAGGUGAAGAUGCGCUGUCUUUCUUCUGGCGUGUUGCUGUACAAGGUCCUACACGAAGACGGUUGCUUGUGGGGUCUCUUUCAUUGCUGGUCUGUUCAGCAUGCAACAUCGCUACACCUUAUCUCUUAGGGCUUUGUGUAGAUGCCGCACACACAGGGGGCCCCUUGGGGGGCCCCCUUGGGGGCCCCCUUGGGGAGACCCUAGGGGGCCCCCUGGGGGGCCUACUUGCGGGGCCCCUGGGGGGCCCCCUGGCUGUGGGGCCCCUGGGGGGCCCCCACGGCAAACAGCUGGCGGUUGCGUUGACUACAUUUAUAGUUGGGGCUCUUAGCAGCGCAUGCAGGACAGAACAGCUUGAAAGUGCAGAAGAAGAAGUGCUUAUGAAGCUGCGGCGUCUGAAGCGGCUGAGGGAGGAGCGUCAGGCAGUAGAAGGAGAGUGGGCGUCUUCAGCAUUGGAGAGGCUAUUUGCAUAUCGUGCGGUGUAUAUACACCAGCAGCAGCAGCAGGAGAUGCAGCGAGCUCUUCAGGUGUCUAGGCAGGUCCUUCGUGCUGCAGCAGCAACAUCACGAGCUAGCGGCUGUCUUAUGGGCUCUCUCUCUCUCGCUUCUAAUUUGUCUCUUCUUAUUAUUCUCUCCUCUGGAGCAAAGCUGCUUAGAAACAAAACUCUUAGCUACGGGGGCCUAACUUCUUUUGUCGUGUACGGGGCUAUGGUUGCUGCUGGGUUUAGCGGCUUAGCGUCUCUUUCAGGUGAAUGGGCGAAGGGGAGAGCAGCAGCAAAGCGAAUGUUUGCUGCUAUACAGCCCGCGCUGCAGCAGCAGCAGCAAGAGCAACAGCAACAGCAGCAGCAGCAGAAGCAGCAGAAGCAAGAACAAGAACAGCAGCAGCAGCAGGAACAGCAGCAACAGCAGGAACAGCAGCAGCAGCAGCAGCGGGAGUUCUCUAUUGAAGGUCUUAGAGGCGAAAUUGAAUUUCAUAGAGUUACUUACCUCUAUGAUGACGAUAAGCCGAGCAACAACAACAACAACAAUAGCAGCAGCAGCAGCAGCAGCAGCAGCGGUCUUUUCAGCAGCACUAGCCUGCUAAGCAGCAGCAGCAGCAGGAAUAGCAGCAGCAGUAGCAACAGCAGCACGGACGGGUGCAGCAGCGACAGCAGCAAGAAAGGAGAAGGUAUUGGGGGGGUAGUUGAGCUGUCUCUGCGUCUCCUUCCCGGCGAACUCCUCGCCUUAGCUGGGCCCUCCGGCGCCGGCAAAACCACAGUCUUUAAAUUGCUGACGAAGGAACUCAAACCUCAAAAAGGAGUCAUUACUGUCGACGGGAUCGACUUGCAGACGAUCCCCACGUCUGUGUGGCUGCGGCAUAUAUUGGGGGUUGUAAGCGAAAGCAGCAGCAAAAUGUUUGCUGGUUUGACGCUGAGGGAGAACAUAUCUUAUGCUGCUGGAGGUGAAUCUGCUGUUGCUGCAGCAGAUGGAGAUGCAGCAGCAGCAGCAGCAGCAGCAGCAAACUGCACGGGUUUUAUAGAGGCUCUGCCUCAGGGAUUGGAGACAGUUGUUAGCCCUGAUGUCUCCUUUAGCAGCGGGGAGCAGCAAAGAUUAGGCUUAGCCAGAGCUCUCUAUAAAAACCCUAAAAUUCUGCUGCUUGAUGAAGCAUCAAAUGCGUUAGAUCCCAACAGCGAACGUAUAUUCACAGACACACUUACACGCAUCAUGCAGCAGCAGCAGCAGCAGCAGCAGCAGCAGCAGCAAGGCGUGGAGCAGCAGAGAACAGGCGUUGUAGGGGACUCCCAGAAGCAACAGCAGCAGCAGGACAACCAGCAGCAGCAGCAGCAGCAAGACAACCAGCAGCAGCAGCAGCAGCAGCAGCAGCAGCGGGUUCUAUCUACGCUGCUGAUUGCACACAGCCCUGCUGUGCUGCAGUGUGUCUCUAGAUUAAUUGUUUUAAGAAGAGGAGAAGUUGCUGAGUCAGGGACGUACGAGCAGCUGCUGCAGCAAAAGGGCACGCUUCACGCUCUCCUCACAGGAGACCCCAAACCCUAA
Eimeria acervulina is the source of this 2163-nucleotide messenger RNA. RefSeq names its product ABC transporter, putative. Gene Ontology annotation, molecular function: ATP binding; ATP hydrolysis activity; ABC-type oligopeptide transporter activity. Gene Ontology annotation, cellular component: membrane. The transcript is spliced from 4 exons. Gene Ontology annotation, biological process: transmembrane transport. The record is from RefSeq and is a predicted model, not a curated record. The coding region runs from base 1 to 2163 and encodes 720 amino acids. NCBI's taxonomy places the organism in Eukaryota, Apicomplexa, Conoidasida, Eucoccidiorida, Eimeriidae.